CAAGAUGGAGGCAUGCUCGCUAUGUGCACUCGGAGCAUGGAAGUAUGCGAUUUGGGACACAGCCAACGUUUCAGCAGAUACUGUCCCUCUGAAGCACCAGUGCAUCAAACUACUCUCCACACACCUGUACGGAUCAACCAGCACACAAACAUGAGCAGAGAAGCCAGUGUCCUCCCUUCCCUGAAACUGAUAUUAGUGGGGAUGAGCGGAGUAGGAAAGAGUGCAGCAGGAAACACCAUCCUGGGGAGAGAGGAGUUUAAAUCUGAGACCAGCCCCUCAUCUCUGACCCUGACAAGUGAGGGAAGAGUAGAAGACAUGUUUGGGAGAAGAGUCCUUGUGGUGGACACUCCAGGCCUCUGCAACACUGAGAUCUCAGGGGAGAAGCUGAGAGCGGAGAUGCAGACAGCCCUGGCUCUGUGUGACCCUGGACCCGACGCUUUCCUCCUGGUCAUACAGCUGGGAAGAUUCACUCAGCAGGAGAAGAGAGUGAUGGAGACCCUGCGGGAGCUCUUCCCUGAGGGAGUAAAUCAGCACACCAUGGUCCUCUUCACUUAUGGAGACAGGCUGAAGAAAAAAACCAUUGAGGAUUUCAUUAGCAGUGACGCAAACCUGCAGCAGCUCAUAGAGAAGUGUGGGAAUCGAUACCAUGUCUUUAAUAACCAGCAAAUUGAGAAUCACUCUCAGGUCUCAGAGCUGCUGCAGAAGAUUGGUAACAUGGUGGGCACUGAGAAGAAGACGUUGGAUGAAGGAGGAAACCAGCAGUCUAAUGAGCUGAGGAUUGUGCUGCUGGGAAAGGCUGGAGCAGGAAAGAGUGUAGCAAACUCUAUCCUGGGGGCAGGGGAGUUUAAACCAGAGGCCUCCUCUUCCUCUGUGACAUCACAAUGUACGAAAGCAAGAAGCGAAGUGGAUGGAAGAGAGUUGAUUGUGAUUGAUACUACUACAAAUCUCAGGAAUCCUAACAUCAUCCAGGAGUGCAUCUCUCUGUCCUCUCCGGGACCCCAUGUGCUCCUGGUGGUGAUCCAGCUGAGUGGAUUUGCACCGGUGGAUCAGGAAACAAUGGAAAUCAUUCGCCACUUCUGUGCCACAGCAGCAAAUUACACCAUGGUGCUGUUCACUCAUGCAAAUAGCCUGAAGGAAAAAACUACUGAAGAAUUUCUGAGUUGCAAUGAAGACCUUGCAGAGUUUAUUCAUACGUGCCGUGGUAGAUAUCAUGUCUUUGAGAGUGAGGAGAAUGCGGUCUCAAGGCUGCUGAAGAAUAUUGAUAAGAUGGUGAAAAUCAAUGGAGGACGCUACUACACCGAGGAGAUGUACACGAGGUCUGUCAAUGCGAAAGAAGAGCAGAAGGAGGGGAUUCUGAAAGAACAGGAAGUGGUCAAUCGAAGGGAAGAGGAAGAGCUGAGGAGACAUUUACAGGGAGAUGCCCUAAUGAAAGCCAUACAGCAGCUUCAUGAAAAAAUCGACAGGAAUGGUAGAGAGCUGGAAAGGACAUAUAACGCUUUUUUAAAUACAAGAGAAAAAACAUGCACUCUACAGUAAAUACCCAUAUUCUUUUUUGCUGAUUUAAACCAGAUAAAUGAUCACUUAAUGCCUCAUCUAUGUUGAUUUAACUUAAUUUUAAGUGUAGGGAGAGCUAACUGAGAUUCAAUUAAACUAUUUUGUUAAAGGUAACCAAGUGCCGCCUAGUAUCCUUAACGGAGGUGCUUGACCUAAAUUACUUCUGUAGAUGUGUUUUUAAAUGAUAUAUAUGAUUGUGUUUUAAAUGAUAUUAUAUCUGAUGUUUUAAUUAAAUGUCAAAAACAAGGAAACACAUGCUCAUCUAAUGGUUUAUGAAUGAACAGAAAACCUGCACACUGAAAUAUUAAAUAUUAUAUUUACAUGUAAAAUUAACAUUAAGAUUGGUUUUGAUUUUGAAUAUGUGGAUUUGUAACACUGAGCCAAUAAUAAAGUUUUGUUUUUAGACCUGAGAGAAGUGAAGAUGUAAUUCAUUUUUUUCUAUUUCUUUGUAGUUACUUGUUGUUCCUGUGUUGUUUAAUGGUCAUGGGGCAGUUCACGAUCAAAUCUGAUCAUAUGCACGUUUUGUGAAUGAGGCCCGUUGUUUGUAAAUUUGUGGUCAUUUUUCUUAUUUCUGUGGAAAAUAUCAUACUGACUAGGGUUGAACCCCGGGAAACGGGAUCCCAGGAAAUCCUGGAAACCUCCAGAAAAUAGUUUGCCCAGGAAUUCCCAACUAUAUAAUAUAAUAUAACACAAUAUAGUGGUGCAGUGGGUAACAAUGUCACCUUACAAGAAGGUCACAAGAAAGCGACUUACAAUAAGUGCACACCGAAGGUGAUUGGGACAACUACAAAACACAGGUCCCAUAACGUACAAUUCUCAACAGCUAUCCAUAGCCAAGAACACAUGCAACAAUCUGUAGACAGAACAAUUU
Molecule: messenger RNA, 2425 nt
Organism: Anguilla rostrata (American eel)
Lineage: Eukaryota; Metazoa; Chordata; Actinopteri; Anguilliformes; Anguillidae
Product: GTPase IMAP family member 8-like
Exons: 4
Coding region: 13-1536 (507 amino acids)
Molecular function (GO): GTP binding
Source: RefSeq, a predicted model, not a curated record